Molecule: messenger RNA, 2577 nt
Organism: [Torrubiella] hemipterigena
Lineage: Eukaryota; Fungi; Ascomycota; Sordariomycetes; Hypocreales; Clavicipitaceae
Source: the annotation of a GenBank genome assembly
AUGGGUCGCUUUUCCGUUGGCUUCCGCCGGAAGUCUACCAUUGGUCUCAACGACGUUAACGAUAAUGCUGUUCCUCCGUCACCAUCUUUUCGUGUGAUGGAGAGACCUGAUGCGGUUCCUGCACCGCAGGUGAACGCCCGAUAUAGCCAGACGAUGCAUGCCCCUAACCAGGCGGCUCCCAUUUCGUACCCUUCUCCUCAGUCGCCCAUUCGACGUAAACCCACGGUUACUGACAAUGACGAUAAUAUGUUUGCUGGCAUGACUGGAUACCGGGGCAGCAAUCUUUCCAAUACUACAAAAGGCACCUCGACCGAUAACUCAUCAAGACACAGCAACGCUUCCACCGCGCCCUCAUCUGCAGACAUGGCUCACCAGACGGACGAGACUCGAAACUUUAAAACAGCCACAUACGAGACGCAAGGCACGGCACCAUCCCGUGGAGCCUCCACAAAGUCCAUUAGCGCUUCGCUUUUCAAGGCCAGCCGUACCUUCUCCUUCGGAUCGAAAAAAGGCAGCGUCCCACCUCCCAAAGAUGAGCCGCCUGUCCCGGAUUUGCCUCCUAUGCUGAACCUUGCCGCGAAUGCUGGCACAACGCCGACCGGCACUGCCAAUGGCCCAGCGUCUCCUUCUCACGCGAAGCCUGGCACCGGUAGCACUGAAGGUGCCCCCAUUGAUCUUGGCUCUGAUUUUAGCGCCAUGUUCGACGCUACGCAAGGCUCGCGCCACACUGCAACGCCCACUAGCCCCGUAGCCGAAGACCGCGCCAUGUCCUUCCAAAAAUCACCUACCCGUCAACUGGGCGACUUCCAGCUCUCCAGCGUGGCAGACGAUGAUGCUAAACUGCUCCAGGAUAGCGUCUCUGCUAUGCGUUUCCUGAACCAGUCCAGCGAAAGCGCCUCUCCAUCAAGCUACCGUGGACAGAGCUCGUCCCCUGCCUCCCCGAUUGCGUCUUCCUUCCACAAGGAGGACAACAUGUUUGACGAAACCUCGUCCCGAUUUGCCCGCGUAACACACCGAUAUGUUCCACGCAGCCCUAUUGUGCCCAAGAACAGAGUCAUGACCCCUGCGCAGUUCGAAAAGUAUCGCCAAGACAAGGAACGAGGUGCUAGCCCUGCAAAGCCAACCGCCACUGUCAAAGCUGUUGCUAAGGAGGACGAAGACGACGAGGAAGUCAACUACGAUGAUGAGGAAGAUGAACAUGAAAAGACAAAACAGCAAACCCUUCGACGCCGACAACAAGAAGCCCAAAUGGCCAACUAUCGCCAACAAAAGAUGAGAGUCGCUGGCGAACCGUCUCCAGCACCGAGCCGAGCCGGUAUGCCACCAUCGCUGACCACUCCUCAGUUCAACGUUACCAAGACGCCGUCGCCUAAUCUCCCUGGCGCUUCCGAUGAGGAUGAUGAUGAGGAAGUACCUCUGGCACUGCUUCAGGCCAACGGCUUUCCUAACAGGAACCGUCCUGCAAGCAGACUUAGCCAGAUUGGUCCCAUGAGGCCUGUCCAGCCACCCAGCCGCCCAGCUUCUAUUAUGGGCGACGCUCCUUCAAACGUGGCUGCCCGCCGAUCAUCAACUCUGCCCGCCUUUGCUCGAAACCUCCCACAAGACCCUUUCGCAAGUGGCGGCCGACCACCUUUGCGCGAAACUGUAUCGUAUCACGACCAGCAACCCAGUCCUGGCCUGCUCCCACCUGGCGGUCUUGUAGGUGUUAUUGCCCACGAAGAACGCUCCAGAGCUAUGCGCCGUGGUAGCCCGAACAUCGACGGUGGCCGUGGCCACUCCACUAGCCCUAAUAUGAUGCAGCAAGGAUUUGAUCCCGUCAUGGGCAUCCCUCACCAGAUGAUGUACCAACAGCCUGCGAUGCAAGGCAGCGCACCUGCUCUCCCUCAGAGCAUGACCCAAAUGUCUAUGGGUGGUAUGCCCAUGCAGAUGCCAAUGAUGCCAAUGAUGAGCCCAGGUGAACAGGCUCAGAUGCAAAUGAACCAGCAGAUGCAGCAAUUCAUGCAGAUGCAGAUGCAGUUUAUGCAGAUGAUGGCACUCAACCAAAACGGCGCCUCCCCGCAAGGCAUGGCUCCAUCCCCAACUCAGUACAUGGCUACACAAUCUAUGACAGACCUGACUGCCCGCCACUCCUUUGUUGGUGAGCCACAACCUGAACGCCUCCACCCAGGCAUGCGCACCAUGAGCAUGGUCCAACCUAGCUCCGCUUCCAUCAUGGGUGGAAUUGCUAGUGGUGCAGCUUCUGUCAGAGGUAUGCCCACUGGCUACGCUCCUUCCAUUGCCCCCUCUGAGCGCAGUAACAUUGGUCUGCCAGGUCGAUACCGUCCAGUGUCUCAAGCUAUCCCAGCUCCUCUGAUUGGAGAGGCUACAAACGCAAACAACUUCAUGUCUGGUGCCAACACCACGGGACCAGAGCCUCUCAAGACGAGUCGUACGAGCGCCAAUAUCAUGCCCAAGGCUUCCGCUGGCUCUGACGAAGAGGACGAUGACCAAGCCUGGGCAGCCAUGAAGACCAAGCGCGAGAAGAAACGAUCCAUCUGGAGAAGCAGAAAGAGCAAUGCCAACGACCUCGUAAUCUAG